AUGUCUGCCGAAGAUCACUCACGCGCACCAGGCCGAGAGCUUAAGCUCCUGCACUUCAUCUAUGAACAACCAAAUCUCGAGGAGAUCCGAGGCCACCCUCAGAAAGUCCUGGGUCUCAUCCACGAGUUCGAGAAAACCUACCACUUCAUGAACGUAGGUGCAGAGAAAGGCAAGAUCGUCACCGACCUGAUCGACGAGGUCAAACCAAAGACCAUGAUCGAGCUCGGCUGCUACGUGGGCUACUCAGCCAUCCUGUUUGGAGACGCCGUGCGCCGAAAUGGAGGCGAACGCUACCUCAGUCUCGAGCUGAACCCGGAGUUUGCAGCCAUUGCCAAUAUGCUCGUUGAGUUGGCCGGAUUGCGUGAUUUCGUUCGCAUCAUUGUCGGCCGAAGUGACGUCUCUCUUCACAAACUGCUCACGUCCGGUGAUUUGACUAAGGUGGGAAUUCUUUUCCUCGACCAUUACAAACCUGCGUACACGACCGACCUCAAGUUAUGUGAGCACUUUGGAGCCAUCGGGCCUGGCUCGGUCCUUGCGGCGGAUAACGUGCUGUACCCGGGGAACCCACCAUAUCUGGAAUAUGUGCGCAGUUCCGUGGCGCGCAAACGAGAGGUUGCUCAGGCUGGACCUUCCACGGGGUAUGAUACCACUGGGAUCCUUGAGCGGGCGGUACACUCUUUUGUGGGGAAAGACGAUGCGCCCACCUUCCAAUUUGUCGGGAACCCGAAUUUGGUAUACGAGAGUCGGCUGUGUCAACCUGCGGGAUUGAAGGUACGUUCGGGAUUCUUUUUCCGGUAUUUUGCUAACCAUUCGUAG
Molecule: messenger RNA, 816 nt
Organism: Penicillium olsonii
Lineage: Eukaryota; Fungi; Ascomycota; Eurotiomycetes; Eurotiales; Aspergillaceae
Source: the annotation of a GenBank genome assembly